Messenger RNA from Alligator sinensis (Chinese alligator), 3340 nucleotides. It is a transcript of the gene MDGA1, whose product is annotated as MAM domain containing glycosylphosphatidylinositol anchor 1. The coding region runs from base 50 to 2941 and encodes 963 amino acids. Gene Ontology annotation, biological process: homophilic cell-cell adhesion; synapse organization. Gene Ontology annotation, cellular component: plasma membrane; neuronal cell body; axon. The record is from RefSeq and is a predicted model, not a curated record. The transcript is spliced from 17 exons. Gene Ontology annotation, molecular function: protein binding; axon guidance receptor activity. Lineage: Eukaryota; Metazoa; Chordata; Crocodylia; Alligatoridae.
CGGAUUUGGGCUGCUCGUCUCCGCCGGCGAUGAAGGCUCUGCCUUGAAGAUGGAGAGGGUCUGUCUGGUGUUCCUGGCCCUGGUCCCCGCCUGCAUCAGGGGCCAGGGGGUUUACGCUCCAGCUCAGGCCCAGAUCAUCCAUGCUGGGCAGGCAUGUGUUGUAAAGGAAGAUAACAUCAGCGAGAGAGUGUAUACCAUCCGGGAAGGGGACACUCUGGUUCUGCAGUGUCUGGUCACAGGACACCCACGGCCACAGGUGAGGUGGACCAAAACCGCUGGCAGUGCCUCGGACAAAUUCCAGGAGACGUCGGUGUUUAACGAGACCCUUCGGAUUGAGAAGAUCCAAAGGCUCCAGGGGGGCCGCUAUUACUGUAAAGCAGAAAAUGGGGUUGGGGUCCCUGCCAUCAAGUCCAUUCGAGUAGAUGUGCAGUAUCUAGAUGAGCCUGUUCUCACCAUCCACCAAACCAUCAGCGACGUGCGUGGCAGCUUCUACCAGGAGAAGACGGUUUUCCUCCGAUGCACAGUCAACUCCAACCCACCAGCUCGCUUCAUCUGGAAGCGGGGAGCUGAGACACUCUCCCACAGCCAGGACAAUGGGGUGGACAUCUAUGAGCCUCUCUACACACAGGGUGAAACCAAAGUCCUGAAGCUGAAGAAUCUGAGGCCUCAGGAUUAUGCCAGUUAUACCUGUCAGGUGUCUGUACGAAAUGUCUGUGGCAUCCCGGACAAGUCGAUCACCUUCCAGCUCACUAACACGACAGCCCCACCAGCUCUGAAGCUAUCAGUCAAUGAGACCCUGGUGGUGAACCCUGGAGAUAACAUAACUAUACAGUGCUCCCUCACUGGUGGUGACCCACUGCCUGAGGUGGUCUGGUCUCACUCACCCAGUCCUAUGCCUCAAAACAGCCUUGUUCAAGGAGGCAAUCUCACCAUCUGGAGGAUCCACGUGGAAGAUUCAGGUUAUUAUAAUUGCACAGCCAUCAACAACGUGGGAAACCCAGCCAAGAAGACAGUGAACCUGCUGGUGCGAUCCAUGAAGAAUGUCACGUUCCAGAUCACACCUGAUGUGAUCAAAGAGAGUGAGAGCAUCCAGCUAGGGCAGGACCUGAAGCUUUCCUGCCAUGUGGAUGCAGUCCCCCAGGAGAAGGUUUUCUACUUCUGGUACAAGAAUGGAAAGCCAGCCAGGAUGUCAGACCGACUGCUCAUCACCAGGAAUGAUCCUGAGCUCCCACCAGUGACUAGCAGCAUGGAGAUCAUAGACUUGCGCUUUAGUGACUAUGGUACAUAUUUGUGUGUGGCGUCCUUCCAGGGUGCACCCAUUCCUGACCUCAGCGUUGAAGUGAACAUCUCUUCAGAAACAGUGCCUCCAACCAUCAGUGUCCCUAAAGGCCAGUCCACCAUCACCGUGCGGGAGGGCUCCCGGGCAGAGCUGCAGUGCGAGGUUCGAGGGAAGCCCAAGCCACCUAUCAUCUGGUCCCGGGUAGAUAAGGAAGCUCCCAUGCCCUCAGGCACCAUGACGGAGGAGACAUAUGAUGGGAAACUGCGUCUGGAGAGCGUGAACCGGGAAAUGAGCGGGACCUAUAAGUGUCAGACAGCCAGGUACAAUGGCUUUAACAUCAGACCCCGGGAAGCCAUGGUACAGCUCAACAUACAGUUCCCCCCAGUGGUGGAACCAACUUUCCAGGACAUUCGCCAGGGCUUAGGCCGCAGCGUCACCCUGCGCUGCACCAUGCUGAAGGGAAGUCCCAUGAAAGUUGCCACUGCUGUCUGGCGCUUCAAUGGAAAUCUCUUGACGCUGCCCCCAGCAGAGCAGCAGGACUACUCAGAGCUGAAAGUGGAUAGCGUGAGCCGGGACACCAGCGGUAGCUAUGAGUGCAGCGUUUCCAAUGAUGUGGGGGUCUCCACCUGCCUCUUCCAGGUGUCUGCAAAAGCUUACAACCCAGAGUUUUACUAUGACACCCCCAACCCCACCCUGAGCCAGAAGCAAUCCAAGAACUACUCCUACAUCUUGCAGUGGACACAGAAGGAGCCUGAUGCGGUGGAUCCCAUCCUCAGGUAUCGCCUGGAAGUCCGGCCGCUAAGUCAAAGGAACACCAUCCAGACAUUCAUUCCUGUGCAGAAGAUGGAAAAAGGCCUCUUGCUGGAGCAUGUCUUGCCCAAUCUGAAGGUGCCUCAGAGCUAUGAGGUCCGCCUGACUCCUAUAACUAGCUUUGGGGCUGGAGAUAUGGCUUCCCGCAUCAUCCAAUACCUGGAACCAAUCAACUCUCCCAGCCCAGCAGAUAACACCUGCCACUUUGAGGAUGAAAAAAUCUGUGGCUUCAUGCAAGACAGGAUGGACAACUUUGACUGGACUCGUCAGAAUGCCCAGACGCAGAACCCGAAGCGCACCGUCAACACUGGCCCACCCACAGACAUCAGUGGCACCAAAGAUGGUUAUUACAUGUUCAUUGAAGCCUCUCGGCCCCGAGUGGAAGGAGACAAGGCCCGGCUGAUCAGCCCUCUGUACAACAUUACCGCCAAAUACUACUGUGUCUCCUUCUACUACCACAUGUAUGGGAAGCACAUUGGCUCCUUGAAUCUUUUAGUUCGCGUAAAGAACAAACGGGCCAUUGACACCCAAGUAUGGUCACUCAGUGGGAACAGAGGAAACAAGUGGCAGCAAGUACACGUCCCCAUCAAUCCUCCAGGACCCUUUCAGAUCAUCUUCGAAGGUGUCCGUGGCACAAACUACGAGGGAGAUAUUGCCAUUGAUGAUGUCACUCUGAAAAAAGGGGACUGUCCAAGGAAGCCAAUUGGCCCGAAUAAGGCUCCAGGAGUGACAGACAGAACCAGCUCAGGCCAAAACUGUGAUCCACUUCUGUGGGCAUCUGAGCAGGGAGACUUCAUCCAUCCCUUCUGCUUCAAGGUCACCAAGGCCAGUAGAAACAAUAUGUUGACCUGACAGAACCAUUGCAAACCCCUAAGAAGCAGGCAACAGACUUUAUAUAUGUGGGCUUUCUGUGGGUGGCCCAGGGUGGAAAGGGGUUCUUCGAUGUUUGUUGUUUUUUCCUCAUCAACAUCUUGGAUGGAGUCCCAGGGAAGCCACCUUGUUGUCCACUGUCUUCAUCAUAGCCACAUCUCCUCACGCUCCUGCUCUGCUCUUCAUAGGGUAUCGUUGUCAUCAUCAGGCAGAGCAGGAGACCCCACUCCUCUCGCCAGCAUCUAGCGCGACAUCGAGCGUCAAAAUUUUAAAAAGCACAAAAUACAAAGGGACUGAAGGAACCUUUGAAACAGGGUGAGAUGUUUUAUAAAUGUUCCCCCAUCCACCCCGCCCCUCCCUCCAUGUUACCACUAGAUUCUC